AUGAAAACUGUUUGCUGGUUAGUUUGACUGGAGUUAGGUGAAAUUGUACUGUUAAUGUUUUAACUAGAAAAUGCUUUUUUUAAAGGAAACGCCAUGGAGGCGAUUGGAAGGCAUGUCAUUUGGCAUGUACUCUCCCGACGAAAUAAGGAAAUUGAGUGUCAAAAGUGUCACCAAUACCAUGAUACUGGAUAAUGUCGGUAACUCGGCACCCAGUGGACUUUACGACUUGUCCCUGGGACCGGCUGAUCACAAAGAAAUCUGUUCAACGUGCAUGCAGGAUUUCAACCAUUGCCCAGGACACUUUGGACACAUAAACUUGCACUUACCUGUCUAUAACCCUUUCUUAUUUGAUAAAUUGUACAUGAUUGUGCGAGGUUCCUGUCUGUCAUGCCAAAUGUUGACAUGUCCAAGGGCUGCCAUUCACUUGCUUCUGUACCAACUCAAGUUAUUAGAUGUAGGAGCAAUGAAGGAAGUCUAUGAACUUGAGAUUGCUCUCAGUCAGUUUUUAGAAGGUAACCCACAGGCAUCAGGAGCGGAAAUUCAGGAAGCUUUGGAGGAAUUCAGUGCACCUAUUAUCAGAGGAAACCAAAGCAGCUGCAACCAUGCACCUGUGAAGAAUGUUUGCGAGAUAAAAAACAGUCUUAUUGGUAACUUUUGGAAGAUCCACAUGGGUUCAAGAAAAUGUCUCAACUGCAAGGCUGUCAAAGCACAAGUACGCAGAGAACACAACAGUAAACUGAUUGUCACACGUAUGGUUUGCAAAGAUGGUAAAGAAGAAGAAGCAGAUGAUGUUCACAUGGGUAAACGUGGGUACCUGACUCCAAGCUUGGCCCGAGAACAUGUCCUCAAACUGUGGGAAAAAGAGGGUUUCUUCCUGAAGCACUUAUUCUCAGGCCUGGCUGUGAACAGCCCAGAUAUGUUCUUCCUAGAAUUGUUAUUGGUUCCUCCAUGCAGGUAUCGUCCCAUUAAUCGUCUGGGAGACCAAAUGUUCACCAAUGGCCAGACAGUGAACAUGCAGGCAGUGAUCAAAGAUAAUAUCAUCAUUCAGAAACUGCUUGCUCUCAUUGCAGCAGAGGCUCAAAAGGUAGACUGUACUCAGACAGAACUGGAGGAGCCCACAGAAACAGCAAAGACCAGCCAGAUGGACCACAUGUUUUUAGCCAGCCUGCCUGGAGUCACCCUCACAGAUAAACUUUAUAACGUCUGGAUCCGCCUGCAGAGUCACGUCAAUGUUGUGUUUGACAGCGAUUUGGACAAGCUAAUGACUGAAAAAUUUCCUGGAAUCCGCCAGCUCUUCGAAAAGAAGGACGGUCUAUUCAGGAAGCAUAUGAUGGGCAAGAGAGUGGACUAUGCCGCUCGCUCUGUCAUCUGUCCUGACAUGUACAUCGGAACAAAUGAGAUCGGAAUACCCAUAGUGUUUGCCACCAAACUGACAUACCCACAGCCGGUCACACCCUGGAAUGUGAAGGAGCUACGGCAGGCUGUGCUCAAUGGGCCAAAUGUGCACCCGGGAGCCUCCAUGGUGAUUAAUGAGGAUGGCUCACGUACUAUCCUAAGCAGCACUAACCCAACCCAGAGGGAGGCCAUUGCCAAGCAGCUCUUAACACCCAGUACAGGCCAGCAUCGCAUGCCCAUGAAAAUUGUAAAUCGUCAUAUCAAAAAUGGUGAUGUGCUCCUCCUGAAUCGACAACCCACAUUGCACCGGCCAUCCAUCCAGGCACACGUGGCCCAUGUACUGCCUGGGGAGAAAGUGCUACGGUUGCACUACGCCAAUUGCAAGGCCUACAAUGCUGACUUUGACGGAGACGAGAUGAAUGCGCACUUUCCGCAGAGUGAACUGGGUCGUGCUGAGGCCUACAUGCUUGUCAGUACUGACCAUCAGUACCUGGUACCCAAGGAUGGGAAGCCCUUGGCCGGUCUAAUUCAGGAUCACAUUGUGUCAGGUACCAGCAUGACCAUACGGGACUGCUUUUUCAAGCAGGAUCAGUAUAUGGAGCUGGUCUACAGAGGCCUCACUGACAAAAAGGGCAGAGUCAAGCUGCUUUCUCCUGCUCUCCUCAAGCCCCAAAGACUUUGGACCGGCAAACAGGUUGUGUCCACCCUGUUACUGAAUAUCAUCCCAGAGAAUUGCAUCCCACUGAACCUGAUGGGAAAGGCCAAGAUCCCUAGUAAGGCCUGGGUGAAGGAGCAUCCUCGAUUUGUGCCAGGAUACAAAUCAGACUCCAUGUGUGACUCCCAGGUGGUCAUUCGUUAUGGGGAGUUGCUGGUAGGCGUUCUGGACAAGGCCCACUAUGGAAGUUCAGCUUAUGGCCUGGUACACUGUUGUUAUGAGCUCUAUGGAGGAGAGACCAGUGGCAAGCUGCUCAGCUGCCUUGCUCGUCUCUUCACUGCUUAUCUUCAGUUAUACCGUGGCUUCACUAUGUCUGUAGAAGACAUUUUAGUGAAUCAUGGGGCCAACAGACAAAGGAAGAUGAUUAUAAAAGGAUCAGUCAAAUGUGGAGCAAAGGCUCUCCGAGCUGCCUUUAACCUGCCAGAAAGCACCAAUGAGAGUGAAUGCAGAGACCUCUGGCAGAAUGCCCAUCUGAAUGUAGACCAGCGUCACUUCGAUAUGGUGGAGCUCAAAUUCAAAGAAGAGGUUAAUCAAGUCAGCAACAAUAUCAAUAAGGUGUGCAUGCCACUGGGUCUACAUCGUUCAUUUCCUGAGAAUAGUCUUCAGCUGAUGGUGCAGUCUGGAGCCAAAGGUUCCACAGUCAAUACCAUGCAGAUCUCCUGUCUGUUGGGCCAGAUUGAGUUGGAGGGCCGUCGGCCUCCCAUGAUGCCUUCUGGGAAAUCGCUUCCUUGCUUUCAGCCUUAUGACCCAGAGCCUCAUUCUGGGGGCUUUGUGUCUGGCAGGUUUCUCACUGGGAUUAAACCUCCGGAGUUCUUUUUCCAUUGUAUGGCUGGUCGUGAAGGUCUUGUGGACACUGCUGUUAAAACAAGCCGUUCUGGGUAUCUGCAGAGAUGUGUGAUUAAGCAUCUGGAGGGCCUUGUAGUCCACUAUGAUUUGACAGUGAGGGACAGUGAUGGCAGUGUGGUGCAGUUCCUCUACGGGGAGGAUGGCCUGGACAUCCCUAAAACUCAGUUCCUGCAGCUACGCCAGUUGCCAUUCAUCAAAAACAACUCUGAGGCUAUCAGAAAAUCACAGUGCUUGGAAAAAGUGCUGGUGAAACUGGACCACCUGGUGGCUGAAAACCACUUUAGGAACAUUAAAAAGUGGAAGGCCAAGCAUGCACAUGUAUCCCCAAGAGAUGGUGGCUUUCUGCGUUUUUCUAAAAAGAACCUGAACAAGAUGAAAGCUCGAGGUGAAGGCCAUACAGAAGACUUGAUCAAUGGGAGAGAUGCAGCUACUCUACAUCUACAGGACAAAUGGAGAACUAUGCAUGAUUCCUGCCGUGCAAAGUAUAUGAAGAAGACAUCCCGCUGCCCAGAUCCCUGUAUAGCUGUUUUUCGGCCUGACAUCUGUUUUGGUUCGGUGUCUGAGACAUUUGAUUCUCUCAUUGACUCCUACCUAACUCAGUUCAACAUCAAACAGGAGUUUCUCACUUUGCCUGAGACACUCAACUGUGAAAAAUUAAGACAUCUCUUGCAGCUGAAAUGGCAGAGAGCAUUGUGUGAACCAGGCGAGGCAGUGGGUCUGCUUGCUGCUCAGAGUAUUGGGGAACCCUCCACCCAAAUGACAUUGAACACCUUCCACUUUGCUGGCAGAGGAGAGAUGAAUGUCACACUGGGUAUUCCCAGGUUACGUGAAAUCCUCAUGAUUGCCAGUUCCAACAUCAAAACACCCAUGAUGAGCAUCCCUGUUUUAUCCAACAAGAAAGCCAUGAAGCAAGUGAAAACCCUGCGGAAGCAACUCACACGUGUUUGUCUGGCAGAGGUGUUACAUAAGGUUGAUGUGGUAGAGACGCUUCGCAUGAAGGGUAAAAGAAGCCAAAAGAAACGGGUCUUCAGAAUCACAUUCCAGUUCCUUCCCCCAGAGCGCUAUCAGCAGGAAAAGCUUCUGUCACCGCAGCAAAUUCUAAGAUUUGUGGAAGACAAAUUCUUUCGUUUACUGCUUGAAGCCAUUAAGAAGCUAAGUGCUAAACUGGCGUCUAUAAACACAGUGGACACACGCAAAGCCACAACCAAGGACACUGAUCCGGACACAGAGGACUCUUCAGCCAGAGCGGUUGAUGAUAGAGACACAGAGGAGGACCGAGUGGUGGAUGAUGAGGCAAAUGAAGGGGAUGCAGAUGCCUCUGAUGCCAAGAGGAGAGAAAAGCAAGAAGAAGAGGUUGACUAUGACAGUGAAGAGGGUGAGGAUAGUGGGGAUGAAGAGCAGGAGGAGGCAGCAGAGGAGCUUGAGGAGCAGGUAGGAUCUGAAGGGCCAUCUGAAGAGAAGCUGUGCAGAGCCCCACUGUCUGAGCCAUCCAGCUUCAGUAACCAGGAGUAUGAGGCUAACGCUACACAGGAAUCAGGAAGGGUCAACAGAGUGCUACAGCUCAGCUCCAGCAUUGAACACUACAAAUAUGACCACAAAAAUGGCCUAUCAUGUGAGAUUACCCUGGUUCUUCCAGUUAGCAAAGUGCACUUUGACCUCACGUCACUGGUGGUGGCACAGGCCCAGAAUGCAGUGCUCAUGGAAACUAAGGGUAUCACACGCUGCUUACUCAAUGAGAUGUCCAACAAGCAUGGUGUCAAUGAGCUAGUGCUAAAUACAGAGGGCAUCAACAUGCAAGAGCUAUUCAGACAUGGAAAUAUUCUAGACCUAAAUCGAUUGUAUUCGAAUGAAAUCCAUGCCAUGGCCAACACAUAUGGCAUUGAAGUGGCCUUGAGGGUCAUUGAAAAAGAGAUUAAAGAUGUGUUUGCUGUCUAUGGUAUCGAGGUAGACCCAAGGCACCUCUCUCUAGUGGCUGACUACAUGUGCUUUGAGGGGGUGUACAAACCUCUCAAUCGGUAUGGCAUUCAGUCAAACAGUUCUCCGUUGCAACAGAUGUCCUUUGAGACCAGCUAUAAGUUUUUGAAACAAGCUGCCACAUUGGGUUCCAUUGACACAUUGUGCUCACCCUCAGCUUGCUUAGUUGUAGGAAAAGUUGUGAAAGGGGGAACUGGGCUCUUUGAUUUGAAGCAACCUUUACAGUGACCAUGGAUGAUUAAGCACUAGGAUUAGUGCUGCCAUGCUUUGGAUGGAAGAGUAAAUCACAGUCUUGAAUUCUGACCAAAACAUAAAUAAACCUGCAUUUUAGUUCUA
Messenger RNA from Electrophorus electricus (electric eel), 5266 nucleotides. RefSeq names its product RNA polymerase I subunit A (gene polr1a). Gene Ontology annotation, molecular function: DNA binding. Lineage: Eukaryota; Metazoa; Chordata; Actinopteri; Gymnotiformes; Gymnotidae. Gene Ontology annotation, cellular component: RNA polymerase I complex. Gene Ontology annotation, biological process: DNA-templated transcription. The record is from RefSeq and is a predicted model, not a curated record.